This is a messenger RNA of Anopheles darlingi, 1077 nucleotides long. RefSeq names its product vesicle transport protein USE1 (gene Use1). Gene Ontology annotation, biological process: retrograde vesicle-mediated transport, Golgi to endoplasmic reticulum. The transcript is spliced from 5 exons. The coding region runs from base 88 to 801 and encodes 237 amino acids. NCBI's taxonomy places the organism in Eukaryota, Metazoa, Arthropoda, Insecta, Diptera, Culicidae. Gene Ontology annotation, cellular component: endoplasmic reticulum; SNARE complex. Gene Ontology annotation, molecular function: SNAP receptor activity. The record is from RefSeq and is a predicted model, not a curated record.
UGCCACACGGCAGGGCCACCGAAAUCGAGUCUCGCGGGUUGUAUUUAUUAAUUUUACGGUUUCAGGUGCGUUUCUGUUAGUUCCACUAUGACGUCGAAACUGGAGAUAAAUUUCCGCACGCUCAUUAGCCAGUGCGAGGGGAUUGUGAGGGAGGAUUCGCAAGAUUGGCGGUUGAAGAAAUACAUCCGCUCGCUGGACACGAUGCUGCUGGAGCUCGAGGAACAAUCCGACAAAUCUGAAACGAGCCAGAUAGAGGAAUAUCAAGCGCGAUGUGCCGCCUUGAAACAAUCGGCAAACUACGUGGAACCCUCGGCCGAGGAGAAGCAGCGCCUGAAAACGAAACCCCGCGCGACCGAUCCCGUUGGGGACGAUAUGAUGCGUGAGGUGCGUCAGGUUCACAACGAGAAGUACCAGAAGGAGCUACGCAGCGAGCUGUUCAACGGGAACUUUUCCACGAUUAGGAGACGUGCCGGCCAGAAGGUGGCCGAAAAUCUGGAACAAACCGUGAAACAGUAUUCGGCUGAUCAGGAGCGGCUUGCGGAGGAUAUGCUACUGCUAACGAAAACGCUGAAAGACCAAACGGAAACUGCCAACAAAAUAAUCAAAAAAGACACCGAAAUAUUAUCUAAAUCGGCCAAACUCACGGACAAAAACGCUGCCUCGCUAGCGACCCAGUCCGGAAAGCUGCAGGAACAUUCGAGAAAGGCCUGCAAAUGUUGGCUGUGGAUGAUCAUUGGUCUCGUCAUGAUGGUGUUCAUCGGCAUGGUUAUGUUAAUGAAGAUUUUGAAAAAGAAGGUGUAGUAAGAAGGGCGAUCUGGUGUGAACGAGGAAGUUCAAGCUUUGGUCCAUGAUGAUAAGAUAUCGUACGGGUGGUCGUGAUAAAGAUGCAGUCAUUGAUUGUGGUGCGCGCAAUGUGUCUCUCGCUCUCUGCGUCCUUUUUUUUUUGUUAAUUUAUGCCCAGAACACACCGAACGCACCUUGCCUUGUACAGUUUCUUUCUGUUACCGAUAAACCGAGAACCAAUGAAACCACAUUCCAACCCGCACCCAAGGGGACACUUUUGCUUUGGUUUGUGUG